Drechmeria coniospora is the source of this 1098-nucleotide messenger RNA. RefSeq lists its product as uncharacterized. The transcript has 4 exons. NCBI's taxonomy places the organism in Eukaryota, Fungi, Ascomycota, Sordariomycetes, Hypocreales, Ophiocordycipitaceae. The record is from RefSeq and is a predicted model, not a curated record. Bases 1 to 1098 code for a protein of 365 amino acids.
AUGGCAGCCAAACCAUUCGUACUCCGAGCCGCUUUCGGUUCUGAUAACUUCUUUCGCGAUGCCUACAAGUACGACCUCGAUCAUAUCUACGAGUGGAUGGACAAGGUCUGCAACAAGGACGAUCCCACCGGGGGUCCUGCUUCCCAAGAUGACAAAACUCUUGCAUUGCUCCAGGAUGUUUGCAGACAGUUGAAGGCUCUAUCCCUGCCUAGUGGAACCAAGUUCAAGGAUCCCAAGCUGGCACCGAAUUCUCACUUCCUACGAAGCUUCUUUAAAAAGCCAUGGGAUAACGAAAAGGGCUCGCCGACAUCACUGUUCGAUGUUGUCAAGUGGCCCGUGACAUUCCGAGGUCCUGCGUACUGGGAGAAGUUGCUCCCAUGGUGGAAUCCGUACGAUCUUCUCGGUCUUUUUCUCGCACUUCUCGGUCCAACCGAUCAAGGGGCGGACAAGAACAAUUUCUUUCUACCCCUAACGGCUGUCUACGGCAGGUGGUGUGCCCGCAUUGCCGGUCGCGUUCCCGGUGAUACCAGCAGCGGCGCUGGAGAUUGGCCGUACAUGUUCCAGUGCACAUGGCACGAGGAACGCUACAUUCCCACAGGGGGCGUUUGGUACUUUCUUGGGGCCUCCACGGCAGGUGAUGAGUGGGAUGAGAAUACGGUUGGUUUGUGGAGGAGUAGAGUGCAGCUCCAGCGGUUUGAUAUGCUGUACAACGGCAUGGACAUCAAGGUGCUGGAACCGUCCGACUUUCGAAAGCACGCCUCCAUCGAGCAGAAGACGGCGGCAGGGUCAAAUAAUCAGUACGGAAACUGCGCAGAGUCGUAUCCGUUUGUGAUAAAAAUACUAGUGGGGGGACGACGAAACAACGACAUGUACGGUCUGGCGCUUCAAAGGAAGUAUAUGACGAUGGAAAACGCACCCGAGGAGUACCAGGACUAUUCCACCGGCGUCAUUUGGCGCAACCUCGUCGGGCCUUGCGCGAACUGCGCCCAUCUCAUUCAGGGGGUCGGCUUGAAUGGGGCAAACUUUGCCAAGAACUUGGGCAAAGGUGAAGCUCCCAAGAAACCAAAGCCGCCCAAGGGUCCCAGUGAGAUGGUCUAG